GUCGCACUUUGCGCACUCAACACCAACUGCUCUUUCGGUUCCGACCCUGUUCCGUUAUUACUUCGACAUCCUUGAGCCCCUCCUCUCUUAACUCUGCACUACAAAAUGUCGGCAAACGGCGAGACCGUCCCCAAGGACACAAGCGAAGUCACCGACACCGGUAAAGGCAAGGGCAAGGCGGUUGAGCAACCCGAGAUGAUGGAGGAGGAUGAUGUCGAUGACGAGGAUGAGGAAGAAGAGGAAGAGAUAGAGCAACUGGAAGCCGAAGCUGAAGAAGAAGAUGAUGAGAUGGAAGCAAUUGAGCUGGAAAACAUCGUCGAAACCCGAACCCGCCGCAAGCAGAUCGAUUGGGCCGAAGCCGAGCAGAAGUCCAAGGACGCCGGUGACGACUUGGAUGAUGAUGAUGACGACGACGAUGACGACUUCGAAGAGCCCGAAGACGAUGAUGAGGAGAUGAAAGGUUGAGAUCGCUGCGUUAUGACGCAUCUUUCGAGAAGAGCAUUGGAAUAUGAACUGUUCACGGCUGCGUUGGCGGCCGCUGCGAGGGUCUUACUUCAGCUCUCAGGGAAAGAAUCACCCUAGUAUGUGAUUUGAAUGGCGAUGCUGGGCGGUCGGUUGGGCGCAUGUCCAAAAUUGACCCCGGACCCUCGUCACCAGAUUCAUGUUUACCUCGUUCCAUCCGUCAGUCAAUUUGACACGGCACUGAAGGCAUUUCUUCGGGAGGCAAAAGACAUACAGGCGCCUAGGAGUCAAGAAUAAUCUGCCUCACGGCAGGCAUGGAAAAGCAAUCGGAACGGGUUCUUGCCCCUAUGGCAAGCGAUAGACCGUUGGGUGGGUGACUUGCUACCAGACAGACAGCUCCGCAGGAUCUGCUUUCUCUCUCUACCAGAAAUCCUUGUAGGGAAGAGCCCAAAAAAGAAAAAUUCAAAGCCAGAAAGUUUCCUCCAUUCAGACUGGAAUCGAUCCUUUCC
Cladophialophora immunda is the source of this 971-nucleotide messenger RNA. RefSeq lists its product as uncharacterized. The coding region runs from base 106 to 465 and encodes 119 amino acids. The record is from RefSeq and is a predicted model, not a curated record. The transcript has 3 exons. NCBI's taxonomy places the organism in Eukaryota, Fungi, Ascomycota, Eurotiomycetes, Chaetothyriales, Herpotrichiellaceae.